Messenger RNA from Annulohypoxylon maeteangense, 1380 nucleotides. RefSeq names its product ferredoxin reductase-like protein. NCBI's taxonomy places the organism in Eukaryota, Fungi, Ascomycota, Sordariomycetes, Xylariales, Hypoxylaceae. The transcript has 4 exons. The record is from RefSeq and is a predicted model, not a curated record. Gene Ontology annotation, molecular function: oxidoreductase activity. The coding region runs from base 214 to 1149 and encodes 311 amino acids. Gene Ontology annotation, cellular component: endoplasmic reticulum.
UGUUUUUUUUCCUCUCCCACAACGGACCAUAAUAUACGAAGCUGACCGUCAGCUCUGCCGGUCCUACAUCCUCUUCUUCCCUGCGUCUCUAAGAGCAUGCGAUCGCUUAGUCGCUGACAAUUAAAAGAUCAUCCUUCAGCUAAUUAAUCUUAGCAUAGCUCUGCUAGGAUUAACGACCUAAAUUGGAAGUCGGCAGCUCUUGUUUCACGCACGAUGGCAACUCCAGCUUCCUGGUCAUCGAAAGCAUAUAUCGAUGGGAUAUAUAUUCCGGCCGGUUUGCUAGUGAUUGGAACAUACAUUGUCAAGCAGGAAUGGACGCCUUUUGCCGCACUCAUUGCAAUUGCCCUAGGUGCUCUUAAAUACUUCCGUUCGUUACCCAAGAAGGUGUUGAAACCAGAUGUCUUCCAAGAAUUCGAACUGAAAGAGAAAACAAUUAUCUCUCACAAUGUAGCCAUCUACCGAUUCUCUUUACCUGCUCCGACAUCUAUCCUCGGCCUUCCAAUCGGCCAGCACAUCUCGAUUGGUGCUGCUAUCGUACAGCCUGACGGUUCUACUAAAGAGAUUGUGCGAUCGUAUACUCCCAUUUCCGGCGACCACCAACCUGGUUACUUCGAUCUGCUCAUCAAAUCCUACCCAACUGGCAAUAUCUCCAGACACAUGGCCUCUCUUGGUGUAGGCCAGACAAUUCGUGUCAAGGGACCGAAAGGUGCAUUUGUCUAUACUCCCAACAUGGUCCGCCAUUUCGGCAUGGUUGCCGGUGGCACCGGUAUCACUCCUAUGCUCCAAGUUGUCCGUGCAAUUAUCCGAGGACGAGCUGCAGGCGACAAAACCGAGGUUGACCUCAUCUUUGCCAACGUCACGGAACAAGAUAUCUUGCUCAGAGAGGAUCUCGACGCGCUAGCAAAGGAAGAUUCCGGAUUCCGAGUCCACUAUGUUCUCGACAAGCCUCCUGAGGGAUGGACUGGUGGUGUAGGAUAUGUGACUCCCGAUAUGGUUACUAAAUGGCUACCGAAGCCUGCCGAGGACGUCAAGAUACUGCUCUGCGGCCCGCCACCCAUGAUUGGAGGGCUGAAGAAAUCGACAGAGAGUCUCGGUUUCAAGAAGGCUCGCCCUGUCAGCAAGCUAGAAGACCAGGUGUUUGCCUUCUAAAGUAGCAGAUAAUAUCCUGCGUGUUGGAAAUAUAUAAUUUUCAACAAAUCUUGUGAUCAAUUCAACCUUACAAGAUAUUUUCGCAUAUCAUGCAACAGAGAGGAACUGGGCGUCAUUAUCUCAUCAAUGGGACUCGCUCGCCAGUGGUAGCCUCCGUUCAUGCUACAAGACAUCAUCUUAAAAUUUAACUAAUAAUUGACUACUUACGUUGUAUACGAAUAUGAAUCAAUC